CUUUAAUUAACCUAAAAAUGUUGUCUCACAUUUAUUUCUACUCCACAUGUCCGGCUCAAUGAGUUGCUCAAAAUACGAAUUCUUGAACCCUCGAAUUGCUUUCUCCACCAGUUCGGAGCUGUUGUUCGUGCACCGAUGGUUUGGGGUCUCUUUCCCGUCGACCCACUUCCAGGUGAACAUGAAUAUUAUAUUUUCAGAAAAGGAACAUACAAAGUGGGUCGAAAAGGAUGUGACAUAAUUGUUAAUAAAGAUAAAGGAGUCUCAAGAGUCCAUGCAGAAAUUAUUGUAGAUGAAAUGAUUUGCAUGGAUCAUUUACCAAAGAGGCAUUCGAAUAGUUCCUCCAAAGUUAGGAUAAGAGACUGCUCAAAGUAUGGAACUUUUAUUAACAAGAAUUUGGGUUCUAAUGAAAAAGUUCACGACCUCCCCAAUAGAGAAACAAUGCUCAAGGAUGGGGACAUUGUUGCAUUUGGAACUGGAAACGCAAAGUACCGGUUUUCAUUUAUUUCCCUUGUCUUUUGUGCGCCCUCAUUUGAGAUGAAUCAACUACAAGACAAGAUGUCAUUGAUUGGUGCUACUGUCACUCGUAAUUGGACUUCUAAAUCAACACACAUGGCCCUUGAUGAGUUCGUCCAGAUCGAUGAUGACAUUGUUGAUGCUAUAGUGGCUAGAAAACCCCUUGUCAGAUUUAGCUGGAUAGAGUUAAUUGCAGGAACAACUAUUUGCAGUGAAAUACCGAGUUCCCUUUUACAUGCUCCAACUUUAAUAUUGGAAGGGGCAUCUCUUAAAGUGACAGACCCAAAAUCUCGAGAACAGUGUUUGAGAGGAUACACUUUUCUGUUGGAAUCCAUAUACAAGUAUAAAUUCAAGGAGAAGUUGCAUUUGUUGUUGGAUUUGGCCAGUGCAGAAGUUGUUUAUGUCGAAAGUCAAGAUCCAUGUAGCCAGAAUUUAGGAGAUAAUCAGGUGUAUGUGAUGCCAGCUGGAUCCACAAGUAGCAACAGAGGUUUUACUAAGUUCAAUUCUAUGCGUACAGUGAAAGAGAUGGAAUUAAUCUCAGCCGUUGUUUCUGGAAAUCUAGAUCCAUCUGUUAUGGCAUCAGCACCUGAUAUGGGAAGGUCAACAGAGAUAAAUAAAGUGCUGGUCACUUCUUCAUGUUCCACAGAUGAGACAGUGGUAGCAGAUUCUGAUGUAGAAAUGGGAACUGCAACAUCAAUUCCGGCAUCUGGCCCUUCUGAAGAUGAAUGUCUGAGAAAAAUAACAGUCCACAAAGCUGAAUGUGCCAAAUAUGAUUGUGUAGCUGAAAAUGUUGUUCAUAUUGAAGAAUCUACUAAGCAUGACAACAAAGAGAGUGCAGCUGCUUUCAAAACCAUUGCACACGAGAGGCAAGAAUUUUUACCUUCUAAUCGGGAUACCUUGAAGCCUGAUAGUCCUUAUCAGACUGCUAGCAAGUCUGAUGGUAUCAAUAUCACUUCAUUAAGGGACAGAAAUGAAGGUAACGUGACCAGAAAGGACAAGGGUCAUGCAUCUGAAAGUGAGAAUCUGGAUAUAAUAUACAGCCAAGAUCUAAUUGUUCGAGAGCCUAACUUACCACAAUCUGGUCCUUCUUCAUUAAACGGUGCGGCUAUAAAUUUCAAGCGUUUCAGGAAGACAAGUGCUCCAUCAGGGAACAGCUUCAACAACCUUAUUCCAUUUUCAAAGUACCCGUACGAAGAGUCAGACUAUGGGAAUGAAGAUGUGGCUGAAUCUGUCAAAGAGGAGAAAAAGCGUAAACAGAUGGAAGCGAUUGCAGAUGAUUUAUUUAACAAUGAGAAGGGGAGAAAGCGUGGUGCAUCAGGUUCUCUUCGUGAGCUUUUUGCUCGUGGUUAAUUGGGAAGUAUGACGAGUUAAGAACCCCAGAAGGUGAAUGUGUAUACUAGUACUAGAUUUGGUGAUACAUGUGCCAAAGAUCUUUGUUUUGUGUGUGCAGUGAAAAUAUAUUAUAUAUAUCUUUAUUCUAUUUUUUGUCGUAAGUCUUGUUGGCUGGUUGAGUAUAUGCUCAAUGUCAAUGGAUUGUCACGAUCUGAUUUCGCUUUGCAAGAAGUGGGAGUCUGAAACUGACUUCAUCAAUUGCUCAGUCUUGUGAGUUGUGAUCAGGCACAAAAAGAAGACCAUCUUUGCAACAAUUUUUCCAGGUCCUUUGUGAGGUUUGCUGUCAAACCCACUCCACCAUAGGGUCAUUGGAAAUCCCAUGUGCAAAUGCAACAGCAGCCUCAGUAGGCAAGCAAUAUCUUGGGUUUUUUGUGCUAUGCAAGUUUUGAGAAAGCCACCACAGCCUUCUUGUUCUCACUUUCAGUCCUCUUGAACCUGUCUGAAACAUCUUUAGCCCCUACAUUUGGACUAGGACUAAGUCCAAACCUCCAUAUCUCGAAUGAUAGAGGAUAGCUUGAUGUGAUUAGAUUUGACUAAAUUUCAAGGGAAUUUGCUUUCCAUAUAAGAUUUUGUUAGAUCUUAUAUCAACCUAAUCAUCCACGUGCUACGUAUGAUAUUUUCUUUUUUCCCAUUUGCACGAAUAGAAAAUGAACAUGAAUUUAUAAAAACCU
Messenger RNA from Sesamum indicum (sesame), 2576 nucleotides. The record is from RefSeq and is a predicted model, not a curated record. Lineage: Eukaryota; Viridiplantae; Streptophyta; Magnoliopsida; Lamiales; Pedaliaceae.